Oncorhynchus masou masou (cherry salmon) is the source of this 2840-nucleotide messenger RNA. RefSeq names its product lipid scramblase CLPTM1L-like. The coding region runs from base 192 to 1841 and encodes 549 amino acids. Gene Ontology annotation, cellular component: membrane; endomembrane system. The transcript is spliced from 17 exons. The record is from RefSeq and is a predicted model, not a curated record. NCBI's taxonomy places the organism in Eukaryota, Metazoa, Chordata, Actinopteri, Salmoniformes, Salmonidae.
UAGGCGUCUCCGCGUGCUGCCUGGAUACAGUUCUGGGUUAGAAGAUGCCGAGCGGCAUGAUGCGCCUGAUUUGACAAAUUGUAUAUUUUCUGAUAUCAUUGACCCACUUUUGUGGUCCUAUACUCCUAGCUUUAGCUGUCAAUGUCCACCAUUCGUUCUGGUCGUUUUUUAUUUUUACAUUUCAUACCAGUAUGUUCCCUUCGUGCUAUUCAAAGCCGACGAGUUCAAAGGACCUAUUCAAAAGGACUUAUCUGACAAAGAUAUUACUCGGAGUGUUCGUCGUGUAUAUGUCACACACCUGCUGGGUGAUUUAUGGCUUUGUAUACACCAAGCCUUGUGAGAGAGGUAAAGGAGACUGCAUUUCUUCCUAUCUUGCAGAAAGCCCCCGUCUCCAGCUCAGCAUUUUCUCCAGUUUGAGGCCUGACCACAGUGAACUCAACCUCAUCAUCAAGAUAGAUGACUUUGACAUACAUUCUAAAUUUGAAAGGGUGGUGAAUGUAUCCCUGCCGUUGGCAACACGUAACAACGGGACUCUGCACACAUUGGUUUAUGUACACAAGUUUGGAGUGUCUCCCUUGCAGGAUAACCGGCAGGUCCAUCAUGUUGCCCAGCUCAGCACCUACAUGAUGUCCCGAAAAAAUCUCAGCUCUGCUAAACAGGUCCUCAAAAAACAUGCUGCCACUGCUCCUCGAGUAGUAGACAGACCCAUCUCUCACUGGAGGUCCCGUCUAACCCUAAACAUGAUGUCAGAGGACUUCACCUUCAACAGAGGGACCUUGCCAAGUGAUGUCCGGCGCUACAUGAGAGUAUAUUUUGUCUCGUGUUUUAGAUUUCAGGAUGAGAACAGGAUGGUAUAUCUCCCACUUUUACAUAUUGAUGAACUCAGCGUCAGAGUAAAGGACAUGAUGGAGAUUAACGGCUCCACAACCAAACUACCUCUUACAAUAUCCUACGAAGGCCUAUCGCUGAGGCAAUUCCGUCUCUGGAUCCACAUGCAGGAUGUAAUGUUUUCACUGAAACGUUUUGGGUUCACUGAGGUGAAUAUAGAUGAAAUCAAAGGUGUUCUUGUGGACAACAACUUGUACCUGUUAGCAUUGACUACCUUGGUGACCGCAUUCCAUUUCAUAUUUGAAUUCCUGGCCUUUAAAAAUGACAUAAGCUUUUGGAGGAAGAAGAAAAACAUGGUGGGCAUGUCUCACACAACAGUGCUGUGGAGAUGCUUUAGCACCAUAGUGAUUCUCCUGAAAAUGCUGGAGGAACGAAGCAGCUUGCUAGGUCUCAUUCCUGUUGGAAUAGGAACCACAAUUGAGGUAUGGAAGGUCAAAAAGGUUUCCAAAAUACAGCUACAGUGGAGAACCUCUAGGUCUAUAGUUCAUGUUGGUAAAUUUGAUGAGUCAGAGAGAAAGACUAUACAACAUGACACACAGGCAAUGAAAUGCCUGUCUUAUUUAGUGUACCCUCUGUCUAUUAGUGGAGCCAUCUUCUCUCUGGUAUACCUGAGGUAUAAAAACUACUAUUCAUGGUUAAUCAACAGUCUUGUCAGUGGGAUUUAUGCUUUUGGAUUCCUCUCUAUGGCUCCUCAGCUGUUCAUUAACUUCAAGUUGAAGUCCGUGGGCCAUUUGCAAUGGAACGUAUUGAUGUAUAAAGCAGUCAAUACAUUCGUCAACGAUGCCUUUGCCUGUGUCUUCAGCACACACCCAUCCCACCAGCUGGGCUGCUUCAGGGAUGAGAUUCUGUUUCUCCUCUACCUUUACCAGAGGAGGCUUUACUCUACAAACAAGACCAGAUGUCGUGAGUAUGGAUCAUGCCACCACAACCACAGGAAACUCAAAGCCCAAUGAUGGCUGAGGUCAUCAAGGGAAAACAUGGUUGAAUGAAGGAAACAUACCUGCACAUGGUGGGGUUGUAAACAGCAUGGGAGGCUCUCUGAGGGUGCAUCAGGGUUUAUUAGAAGCCUUUAGUAAAGUUCAGAAUUAGUUUUGUAAGUAGAGAAUACAGCUGAUUUUCAGUCAACCCUGUGUUAACCACUGACAUUUCCAUGUGUUAGAAGUUUGACCAACCCGUAUGUAGCCAACAGAAGCAUGAACCGUUUUUUAGUGAUACAUAUUGAUUACUGCAUUGUUAGGUUUGAGGCUAGCAAUAAAGGCAUUUCACUGUACUUGUGGACAUGACAUUAAUACUUGAAAAAGGAGGCUGCCCCUCGCCCUGCCUGCACGGCUCCAUGUUACCAGAUAUAACCAGUAUGUAGCCUACUGAAGCAUAAAGCUGCCCCUCGCCCUGCCUGCACGGCUCCAUGUUACCAGAUAUAACCAGUAUGUAGCCUACUGAAGCAUAAAGCUGCCCCUCACCUUGCCUGUACUGCUCCAUAUAGUCCACAAGGAGGCAGUGUUGUCAGCCCCUUGCUGUACUGUUUUCUGCUUGUUCUUUCAGUCCUCUACUUCCUGUUUGAGAAUAGUACAUGUAUAGAUGGGUGCUAAAGGGGAGGAAUGAGAAACAUGUACAAAAGAUGGAGUAAUGUGAAGUACAGUGAACUCCUGAUAAAUCCAAUGUCUUUGGACAGUCAUAUGUGAGAGCUAACUGGAACAUGCACAUAACCUGUAUCUAUCCAGGCUGUAUUUGAAAUGGGACGAUUGAGCUACAAUGCACUAAUGAGGUUUUUUACACUUUGCAUACAAUGUGCACUUAUCAGGAAUCAACUGUACUUUUAAAUAAUGAAGAUACUGUAAGGUCUUUAAAAAUGAAUUAGGAAGCGUAGCCUGAUGUUUUUGAAUCACAUCCUUCUACCAGGGUUUAUGGAAUGACUUUCCUCUUUGAUUAAAUUAUUACAAUUAAAUGAUUUA